CCGCCCCCCAAAGCUGCCAUUUUUUCCCUCCUCUCUCUCUCUCGACCCACCUUGCCGACGAACGCUCGCCGCUGCUGCCGGCGGUCCGGGGCUGGGAGGCUUCGCGGAGAGUGCCUUCGAGCUGCGACUCUUCUUUUGGGUUGGCGCGCCGCCGGACUAGCUGCUCGGAGAAGUUCUUGUGAUUCUUGUUUUGUGCGUCUCUUUGGGACUGUCUGGGUUUCACCGAGGCGGCUGAUCAGGAUUUGGGAAUGAGCCGUCAGAUAGACGAGGGCCCCGAAUUCGAUGGGGAUGACUUGAUUUCUGUUCUAGGAAUGACGACAACUUUUGAAGAGUGAUGACAUGCCAUGUGGAUAUCAUAAUAUAGAACUGUAUUUGUUGAAAAUUAAGGCCGUUAUAGUAGUUUCGGAUUAUCGGUAAUGGGUUGUUUUUGUAUCUUUGGCAAUAGUAGAAGGGCAAGCCGACAGCAAAGUUCUCAGCAUAAUGAUGACCUCUCUGGUGAUAUGAAUAUAACGAAAUUCACUUACAAGGAGCUUACAAGAGUUACCGAAAAUUUUAGCCCAUCUAAUAAGAUUGGCGAGGGAGGUUUUGGAUCUGUGUAUAAGGGGAAGCUAAGGAAUGGAAACUUUGUUGCUGUCAAGGUGCUAUCUUUAGAGUCAAAACAGGGAGUAAAGGAGUUUUUGAACGAACUCAUAGCAAUUUCAAAUGUAUCUCAUGAAAAUCUUGUCAAGCUUUAUGGCUAUUGUGUGGAAGGAAACCAAAGAAUCCUCGUCUACAAUUAUCUUGAAAAUAACAGUCUUGCACAAACACUUCUAGGUCAUGGCCAGAGCAACAUCCAGUUCAACUGGGUUACUCGAGUAAAUAUUUGUGUUGGCAUUGCCCGUGGACUAGCAUACCUCCAUGAUGCUGUAAAUCCUCACAUCGUUCACCGGGAUAUCAAAGCGAGCAACAUACUUCUAGAUAAGGACCUUACACCAAAAAUAUCUGAUUUCGGUUUAGCAAAGCUUUUGCCUCCAGAUGCAUCACAUGUUAGCACAAGGGUUGCUGGAACAUUAGGUUACCUUGCUCCAGAGUAUGCCAUUCGAGGACAAGUGACACGGAAGUCAGAUGUUUAUAGUUUCGGUGUUCUGUUACUAGAAAUAAUUAGUGGGAGAUCCAACACCAAUACAAGAUUACCCUAUGAAGAUCAGAUACUUCUUGAAAGGUUUCCAGAGAUCACAAAUGGGGUUCUCCUCUUGCAGACAUGGGUGCAUUAUGAGGAGGGUGAUUUGGAGAAAAUCAUAGACGCUUCUUUGGAUGAUGACUUGGAUGUUGAACAAGCCUGUAGAUUCCUGAAAAUUGGGCUUUUGUGUACACAAGAUGUCACGAAACAUCGACCGACAAUGUCUGUAGUCGUCCGCAUGCUAACAGGUGAAUUGGAUGUUGACCUGGAGAGGAUCAGCAAGCCUGCAAUAAUUAGCGACUUCAUGGAUCUUAAGGUCAGGAGCAUGAGGAAAGAAGUUGACAUAGUUACAUCCUCGACCUCCACAUUGCUAUCUUCCAUUAUGGCUCACUCUUCUCCUUUGUUGUCACAAGAGACAACAGAAGCUUCCAUGACAUUCACUGCGAUAUCAGAUCGUGAGUGACCUGAAGAUGGCUGCAGAUACGAAGAUCACGAUGAGAAAAGAUAGUGUAGGAGAAUGUUUCCUGAAAUCUUUUUUACUGCUGGUUUGGUUUUCUUUAUGUAUAGAUUUACUUCAUUUAUAUACUGAAAAUCUCAGUAAAGGAAGUACAUAAUAGUAUCUUGUUUGUUCAUUGAAUGGCUUCUGCUUUUGUUGUGCAAUUUACACUUCUUCAUUGUACACGCAAACCUUGUCCUGCUGAUUGUGUUCUGAGAUAAAUUGCCAAAAGAGAACUUGUCUACA
Messenger RNA from Oryza brachyantha (malo sina), 1901 nucleotides. Its product is annotated as cold-responsive protein kinase 1-like. Bases 417 to 1622 code for a protein of 401 amino acids. Gene Ontology annotation, molecular function: protein kinase activity; ATP binding. Gene Ontology annotation, biological process: protein phosphorylation. The record is from RefSeq and is a predicted model, not a curated record. The transcript has 8 exons. NCBI's taxonomy places the organism in Eukaryota, Viridiplantae, Streptophyta, Magnoliopsida, Poales, Poaceae.